GCGAAAUGAAAAGUACAGUGCAAGCACCCAGUUUGUAACAAAGCUCGUUAGCGGCCUCGCUUCUCCCCUUUCUUUUCCUUUGUCCGUCAGGUGCCUUAACGAAAAAGCUCGAGCUUGUUCCUCACGCUACUUCACACCAUCCAAGUCCGAAGUCAGAACACCACGCACAGUGUUGGGUAUUUCCCCCCACCCCUUUCCCUGGCCAAUUAAUUUAAUUUCUUGUCUUAGUUUUUUUGGUUUGUUUGUUGUUUUUUUUUUUCCUGGAGGCCAAAACCGCACACUUUUUGCCCCUUUUCACCCAGUUUACAUUGUUCUCAGGUGGAAAAAAAAAAAACCAACCCAAAACCCCAGUGUUUCCUCUAAGCACGCCGAUAACAGUUGUGUGAAAUCGUGGUUUGUUUCCCCUCUUGUCCUUCUUCCCUCAAAAAAAAAAAAGAAAAGAAAAAGGUGUAUACAUCUGCUUAAACUGUAAAAUAACGCAAGCACUUGUUCUAGACAAUUAGAGGGCUUUUCGUUAGAGAUUUAAUUGCAUUCCAGAAAGGGCUUUUCACAUACAACGGGAUCCAGUGAUGUCUUUUAUGCCUUUUUGUCGCUGUUUUUAAAUGUUUGUGACAGGACCUUUACGGUCCCUGCGCCUUCCGUGGCUUAAAUUUGCCACACCAUCGUAAAACCGGGAUAUUAUUUUUUUUCCCCCUUUUCCAUCAGAGAUCCACCAUCGGGGCUUGAAAAUGUUACUGGUCUGGCUGGAAUGGUGUUGGUUCAGGGAGAGCAGGACCUCAGAGCAUCCAUUUCCCCCCCGGCUAAUAUAUUCAAUUAAUAACUUUGUUGGGUUAUUUUACUAAACGUAUGUAAUGUGUUGAGCUUUAUACUUCCCCGUCUUGAUCCGGAAAAAUCCAAACUGUUUUUUUUGAUGGCUACUAAGGGCGUUUUUUUUAUAUCCGUUAUCAAGAGGAAUUGGAAAGGGAAGAUGUGGAAAAGAAAGAAAAGAGGCCGCUGGAAAACUUUGGGUGAAUUUUCCCCCCUUUUGAGGGAGGGAAGAACCAGGAAUUGUUCGAAAUGUCAGGAGCUCUCGGGGCUUGUAAAGCCAAGUUUCAGGAGUUGUCGGCUGGUUCCAUCAAGCGAGUGGGAUUUUUUUUUUUUUAGAGAAAGAGUAAAAUAUUAGCAGUAAGACUCAAAACUGCUCGUCUGGGGCUUUUCCUCGUGCCUUGCUCCCCUUGACCCGUUUUUAAUUGGGCUCAACCUCCUUUUAGCGCUCACGAUUUGCAAGAAAUUACCUUUUUAGUGGUGCAAACACCCCUUUAACGUCGGUACCGUGAGCAGCUCCCUGGAAAAAUCAGAAUUAUUUUUUUCUUUUACAGGGAUGAUUGGUUGUUUUGGGUUUUUUUUUUCCUAAGGGCGUAAUUGUUCUGCUGAAGCUCCUUGGGUCGAGCGAGGCUUUGUUGUCCCGGGUUAAAGGAAAGGCCAAAGCAAAUCCCAAACCCUGGUGUUUCUCUUUUUUGUAUCGUUAUUAUUUCCAGGCCGUAUCCCGUUGCUGUGGCAUCAGCCGUGCCGCGGCAGCGAGGACGUUAGGAUUUCACUGAAGGAUACGGAUAACAGGAACCUGGGAACAGAGGAGAAGGUUCGGAAUUAGCAGCCGAGUCCUCAAAAAAUCUUGAAUUUGGCCCAAAUAGCGCCCGGAAGUUUCCCUUAGUAGAAAUAGCGCUUAAAAACGUGAAUUUUGGGGGUGUCAGGAGGAGGAUUUGCCCUGAUUACAGCCAGGCUGAAGAGAUCUCUCUCCAAGCCCUUUAUAAAUUAGUACAACAUAUUUGUUACCAUAAUUAAAAAAAAAACCUAACACCCGAACCCCAACUAUACAGAAAAUAGGAAAAAGCUGAUAAAUUUUAAUGACUCCUGCCCCGGCCCGCGCAGUUUGAAUGAGGCGGCGCGGCCCCCGCUGCCUUCAAAGCGCCGCUUCUUUUAUUCCUUGAUUGAUGUAUUUCCCCGCCGUUUCCACUCGGAAUAAAAUAGGAGGCGGCCGCCCCAGCGGAGAGCCUCGUUCCUUUGGGAUUAUUCUGGAAGAAUCCACGUUUUGGGGGAAAAGAAUGGGAGAUUUGGCGGAAUUCAUUUGCACCAGUGCAGGCGUUGUCAUCGUCCCGGGUUCCGUCGUUGCCGUGGCGCUGUCUCACACGCCGCUCGGAACCGCACUGCGCCGGCCGCCGUCCCCUCUAGCUCGGGCGGGACGGAGCGAUAGGAAAACCCAGGGAUUCAGGGAAGAAUUUCCCCCCCUUCCCCCAGCUCGGUGUUUGCUGCGAUACCGAUAAUCGCUUAACAGCCAUGGCUUCUUCGCCGCCUCCCCGCAGCGACUCUCCACGGGAGGAUGGAGAACUGGAAGAAGGGGAGCUGGAGGACGAUGGAGGGGAGGAGGCGCAGGAUCCCUCGGAAUCGCGCGAAAGAGGUCGGAAGGAGAAAGGGGAGAAGCAUCACAGCGAUUCCGAUGAGGAGAAAACCCAUCGACGGAUGAAGCGCAAGCGUCGGAAAGAGAGAGAGAAAGAGAAGAGGAGAUCCAAGAAGAAAAGGAAAUCCAAACACAAGCGCCACGCUUCUUCCAGCGAUGACUUCUCUGAUUACAGCGAGGAUUCGGACUUCAGUCCUGGGGAAAAAGGACACCGAAAAUACCGGGAAUACAGCCCUCCCUACUCUUCCUCCCACCAGCAGUAUCCCUCCUCUCACGGCGCUCCCAUGCCGAAGAAGAGCUACUCCAAAAUGGAAAGCAAGAAUUACGGCAUGUACGAGGACUACGAGAACGAGGAGUACGGCCAGUACGAGGCGGAGGAAGACGAAGAUAUGGGCAAGGAAGAUUACGACGACUUUGCCAAAGAGCUGAAUCAAUACCGGAGAGCCAAGGAAGGCUCCCACCGGGGGCGAGGUGGCCGCGGCCGAGGCAGAGGGUACCGAGGCCGAGGAGGAAGAGGAGGGAUGAGAGGAGGCCGAGGCAUGGGCCGAGGGAACCGCGGGCGAGGCAGGGGCGACCACCCCGAGGAAGAGGAGGAAAUGUAUGAGGAAGAGAUGGAAGGCUCUCGUUUGCAGUACUGUGAUAACGAGGAGCCCCUCGGCGAGGACGAGUACGACGACUACUCGAAGGAGCUGAACCAGUACCGCCGGAGCAAGGAGAAUCGGGGCCGGGGUUUAAAUCGAGGACGCGGUCGCGGCCCCAGAGGAAGAGGAAAUAAAGGCAUGGGCAGAGGACGAGGCAGAGGUGGCAACAGAAGCGGAAUGGGGAAAGGGGGCGGAAUGAACGACGACGACGAUUACUACGACGAGGACAUGGGAGAUGGAGGAGGCGGUGGGAAUUACCGGCGGAACGACCAUGACAAACCCCACCAGCAGUCGGAUAAGAAAGGGAAAGUGAUCUGCAAAUACUUCGUGGAAGGCCGAUGUACCUGGGGCGACCACUGCAAUUUCAGUCACGACAUUGAACUACCAAAGAAACGAGAGCUCUGCAAGUUCUACAUCACCGGCUACUGCGCCAGGGCUGAAAACUGCCCGUACAUGCACGGGGAUUUCCCGUGCAAGCUCUUCCAUACCACGGGCAACUGCAUCAACGGGGACGACUGCAUGUUUUCUCACGAUCCGCUGACGGAGGAGACGCGGGAGCUUCUGGACAAGAUGCUGGCAGAUGACGCGGAAGCGGGCGCCGAGGAUGAGAAAGAAGUCGAAGAGCUUAAAAAACAAGGCAUCAACCCUCUCCCCAAACCACCCCCUGGGGUGGGUUUGCUCCCCACUCCCCCUCGUCCUCCCGGUCCUCCGGCUCCCACCUCUCCCAACGGGAGACCCAUGCCGGGGGGGCCGCCUCCUCCUCCGCCGCCGCCUCUUCCACCCCCGGGGCCGCAAAUGCCGCCGCCGAUGCACGAGCCGCUGUCCCCGCAGCAGUUGCAGCAACAGCAGGAUAUGUACAAGAAAAUCCCCUCCUUGUUCGAGAUCGUCGUCCGGCCCACGGGGCAGCUGGCGGAGAAACUGGGCGUCAGGCACCCAGGGCCGCCCCCGCCCAGGUUCCCCGGGCCCGGAGGCCCCCCAGGACCGAUGCCCGGCCCCAUGCACCCCGACAUGCAUCCCGACAUGCACCCGGACAUACAUCCCGACAUGCACCCAGACAUGCACCCCGACAUGCACCCCGAUAUGCAUCCGGACAUGCAUCCCGACAUGCCGAUGGGUCCGGGAAUGAAUCCCGGCCCCGCCAUGGGUCCCGGCCCCCCCAUGAUGCCCUACGGACCCGAUGAUUCCCCUCAUUCCGGCAUGAUGCCGCCCGGCCCGGGGCCGCAAGGUUUCUACGAUAAUUUUUACCCACACCAAGAAGGUCUGGAGAUGGAUCACGGCAUGAUGGGAGACCCAGAAGACUACGGUGGUUACGAGGAUAUGGAAGGGCCUGCGGGAGAGCACAUGUUCCCCGAUCCGUCCUUGGAUCCCGACGCUUUGUGCGAAGGAGGCCCCUCCGGCUUAACCAAAUCGCCCGGCAGCAUCCCCGAUUUCAUGCCCUCGGCACAAAGAGCGCUUUAUUUGAGAAUCCAGCAGAAACAGCAAGAGGAAGAGGAGAGAGCCCGGAGAUUAGCCGAGAGCAACAAGCAGGAACGCGAAAACGAGGAAGGCGACACCGGGAACUGGUAUUCCAGCGACGAAGACGAGGGUGGAAGCAGCGUCACCUCCAUAUUGAAAACCUUACGGCAACAAAGCUCGGGCCGCCCUCACCCCCAACCCACCCACGGCGAAAUGGGGCCCCCCCCCGGCGUCUCCGACCCCCGCCUUCAAAAAUCCCAAGCCGGAAGCAGCAGCGGACGACCCGCUGAUCCGCGUUUACGGGAUCCUCGGCUUUCCCGAAAUUCCGACCUUUCCCUCUCGGCCGAUUCGGGCCCCACCGACCCCAGGUUGGCACGACACGUUCCCUCCGCCCUCCCCAAAGCGGAUAUUCCUCAUUCCAGCGGCGUCGGCGGCGUUCCCAAACCCCCCUUACUCCCCGAGGAAGAGGAAGGAGAAAGAGCUUUACGGGAUAAACCCCUCAACAUCCCCUUGGAUGCUCUCCCGGGCCAUUCCCUGCGGGAUCCUCGCUCCCAACUCCAGCAGUUCAGCCACAUCAAAAAAGACGUCGUCCUCCACAAACCCAACUUCUCCCGCAUGAUCCUGUGGAGCCCGGAAGAUCUAAUUCCUCUCCCCAUCCCAAAACAAGAGUUUAUUCCCGUUCCGGCCGCCCUUCAAACCAUUCCGCCCCUGGAUCCACGUCUCAACAGGCCCCAAGCGGCUCUCACCGACCCCCGGCAAAGAGGGGGAAGCGCCGCCGGGGAUCCCGCUUCCUCGCCGGGUGCCGGCCUUCCCGAUUUCGAGCUUCUUUCCAGGAUAUUAAAGACUGUGAACGCCGCCGGCGGCCCCACCGCCAGCCCCGGUGACAAACCCAGCGACCCUCGCAAGCGGAAAACCCCCGCCGAUCCCAGAUUGCAAAAAAACCCGGAAACGGGAGCUUCCAAAACCCGCGAAUCCGGUGAAUCCGUCGAUGCCGCCCCCGCCAUCGCUCCCUACGACCCGCGGCUGAGCAAAGGCGGCGGGCAGAGCAGCGUGCUCAGCGCCAUCAGCUUGUACGACCCCAGGACUCCCAAUUCGGGGGGCAAAUCCCCUCCCGAAGCCGCCGGCUCUUCCCUAAAACCUUCCGAAUCCGGUAAAACCAGCGGAAAACCCAAGGAACCCCUUUUCGUUCGCCGCUCGGCUUUGGAACAACCCGAUUCGGAAAAAACCGAAUCGGCUACGGACAGGUACAACAGUUACAACCGUCCGCGGCCCAAAGCCGCCCCCCCGGCCCAAGAAGCCGCCCCCCAACCCGGGGUCCACAACCUUCCAGUCCCCCCGGUUUACGGCCUGGUGAAACCCAGCGGGAAAUCGGGAACGGGAAGCCCUUUCGCCGGGAAUAGCCCGGCGCAAGACAGCGACCAGCAAGACGCCGCUUCCCUUAAAGACGUCUUUAAGGGGUUCGAUCCCACGGCUUCCCCUUUUUGCCAAUAAUACGUCGUUCCCCCCCCUCCGAAAAAAAAACCCCACCCAUCCAAACCCCAUCGAAAAGAGAAAACCGAUCCCUGAUUUAUUCGCGGUGGGAAUUUGAUUGAUUUUCCCUUUUUGUUUUCCGGGGUUGUUUUUGGCCUUUUUAAUUCCGUUGAGGCUCGCUUCAGGUGUAUAUAAAUCCCACUUUCUGCCGGAAUUCCGCGUUUCCCACCCCGCGGUUGAAAAAAAUGGCAACACCCCCCCCACCCCCCACCCUCGGCCGUAACAACGUUUUCCUUCAUUUCGUGCUUUUUUUCCCCCAAACCGCCCCCCCCGCCCUGGAUCGAAAUGGGGGAGAGGGGGGGAUAAAUCCUUAAAUCUCCGCAUUUCCAACCCGAUUCCCGGGAAGAAAACCGACGGCGAUUCUUUAUAUUUUCGCUUUAAAAAGCCGCUGGGGGCAGGGGGGGGCGAGAGUGGGGUUGGGGGGGGGGGGGGGUCAUUUUUACACCGGAAUGAACGAAAAAAUCUUUGUAUUAUAAUCUUUUUUUUCUAAAAUUCUGCUUUAAAACGGGAGCAACCCUGAAAAAACCCACCAAAAUCCCCCCCCACCCCCCCCCCCCAAAAAAAAAAACAAAACGCUUUUGUACUGACGGGGAGGGGGCGUUUCUGGUUUUCUUUGCAUUUCUUUUAUUUUUGUGUUUUGGUUUUUUUUUUUUUUUAAUUAUUAUUAUUAUUAUUAUUACGGGAAGUAAAUAUUUUUUUCUGCCGUUUCUUGGCGAUUUUCGAAACAAAACCAGGGCCUUUGAAUCCCCCCCCCCCGAGAAGGUGACGAAAUAUUUACAGCCCCCCUCCCCCGGCAAAAAAAGCCAAGAAAAAAGAAGAAAAAAAACCCAACCGAACAAAAAGUUUGUAUUAUUGAAAUGAAAUUAUUCCCCUGGGACGGGAAAGGGGGGUGGUUUUUUUGCCCCAAAAAUAAGGUUCUCGGCGCUUGGGGAUUUGGGGGGUUUUUUUGGGAUUUUUUCUCCCGUCUUGUUCGUCCCGGCGACAAACGGGAUUUAAAAAAUGGCACCAACAAAAAAAAAAAAAAAAGAGGAAAUUCAAAAUGACGAAAUUCAAUUCAAAAAAAUUUUCCAAGUUAAAAAUGCCACGUCAUUUAACAAAUUUAAGUUAAAAAUCUAAAAAAAAAAAAAACAAAAACAAAGAAAAAACCAAAAACAACCCCACCGCCACAUUUUUGGGGCAAAACCCCCCGUUUUUUCUAAGCCAGAGCGUUAAAAACAAAAAAAAAAACCUAAAAAUUAUUCUUUUUCAGCAAGAAAUUGCCCGUUUUUUUGGCUUUUUUCGCGGCGCCCCCAGGAAAUCAUUUCCCCUCAGGGCAAAAGCCAGAACUUUUUGUAAAAAUUAUUUUGGGAUUUUUUUUUCUUUUAUAAGGAUUUCAAAACCACCAAAACCAGCUCUCGAAGCCA
Messenger RNA from Chroicocephalus ridibundus (black-headed gull), 7463 nucleotides. RefSeq names its product zinc finger CCCH-type containing 4 (gene ZC3H4). Gene Ontology annotation, molecular function: metal ion binding; RNA binding. The transcript is spliced from 15 exons. Bases 2314 to 6021 code for a protein of 1235 amino acids. NCBI's taxonomy places the organism in Eukaryota, Metazoa, Chordata, Aves, Charadriiformes, Laridae. Gene Ontology annotation, biological process: negative regulation of DNA-templated transcription. Gene Ontology annotation, cellular component: nucleus. The record is from RefSeq and is a predicted model, not a curated record.